AUGAGGGGGAUCGAAGUGGGUAAUGAUCUCUUUAAUGGGCUAUUUACAGGGGUUCCAGAUGAUAAAUGUUCAGCAAAAGAGAAAGAAGAAGCCGGAGCUCAGCAUCUAAAGGCCCUUUGGUUGUACCUCGGUCAAGCGAUAUUUGGUCUAGCAUCAUCGGGAUACCUUUCCCUCGGGAUCAGUUAUAUGGAUGAUGGCGUCCCGAGGAGAAAGGCACCCUUAUAUCUCGCGGCCAUUCUCGUCGUGACAUCUUUGGGAGCUUUCAUCGCUUUUGGUCUAAGUGCCUUCAGCCUGUCUUUCCAUACGGAUUUCUAUAAGAUCAACGUUGAUGAAUUAGGCUACGAUGAUAGAGAUCCAAGGUGGAUCGGGGCAUGGUGGCUCGGCUAUCUCGUCUAUGCCGGGCUUUUCGUCAUUCUUGCCGUACCGUUCUUCUUCUUUCCCAAGGAGUGGCCACACCUAUCACAUGAUAAUGAAAUUGAACUCCAAACCGAACCCAGGUCAGAGGAUCCAGUCCAUGGCAGCGUUGAAGAAUGCACCGUCGUCAAAAACGGGGUCGAUGCACUGGGUUCUCAGAUCAACGGUUUUACCAAGAAGGGGAAAGGUUAUAAGAAGUUCGAAAACGAAAGUACUGAUGCUCCUAAGCAGACACCUGAUGAGAAGGGCAAUUGUGACGACGAAAACGAGCCGAGUCUUUUCAGUUUUUCUUCCAUCACAGGUUAUCUCUAUGCCCUCCGACGCCUCCUUACAAACUUUACAUUCAUGGCCAUCGUUAUGGGAUCAACAAGUGCUGCUGCUAACUUCAGUGGAUACUAUACUUUUAUUGGUCGUUACCUUCAGACAGAGUAUGAUAUAACUCCCGCAGAUGUAUCCAUAAUAUUAUCUGGCGUGACGACGCCAACGUCAGCAGUCGGCAUAAUACUCUCGGGAGUGUUGAUAAACAGAAUGGACAUGAAAGAGAGAGGGUUAUUGAACUUUGCUGCACUCGGCAAGACCAUAGCGAUCAUUUUCAUCGCCGGAAACUUUGCCAUUUUCUGCAGCAAGAAUCUAGUGGCAGGUGUGACCGCGCCCUACCCCGGUAGCGAUGUGAUCACUUUGGAGCCAGCACCAACUUGUUUGGAUAAUUGUGAGUGUGAGAAAGGUGUUUAUACUCCUGUUUGUGGAUCUGACGGUCUUACCUACGUCACACCUUGUCACGCUGGCUGCACCGGGAUUCGUGAGAAUGAUGAAGGAGAGACGGUCUACACGAAUUGUACCUGCGUUUCACCAACCUCUACCGCAAGCACUCUCUUUGAAGAACCCUUGACGGCCGUGAAAAACCAGUGUCCAAGAUCAUGUCGCGCCAAGAUCAUCACUUUCAUCUGCCUGUAUUGUGUGUUCUCAACAGCCCAAUCUUCGAUGGGUAAUUCCGUCGUGAACGCCAAAUUAAGGGUCGUUGAUAAUAGGGACAAAGCCUUAGCUAUGGCUCUUGGAAGCUUCUUCAAUAAAGUUUUAGCCUUCAUCCCAGCUCCUAUCUAUUACGGCCUGGCAAUACAGUCAACAUGUGCAAUGUUCCAGGAAUCCUGCGGAGAGACUGGCAAUUGUCUCAUCUAUGAUACUGAUCACUUUGCAAUGCAUUUCUGGAGUCUAUUUUGUGGCCUGGGCACCACUAUCAUUUUGUGCUACUUGGUUGCGGCGUAUUCUCUUCGCCGGAAUGAGAAGGGAGAAUACAUCCCCCUUCAGUUGUGUAAAACCCAGCCGGAGCAGAGUCAGAAAGAAGAAAUCAAAUGAACAUCUGAAUGGAAUGGAAUGAUUGAGAUGACAUAUAUUUUUAAUAUACAUGACUACAUGUUAAAGAUUUGUUUUAUAUUAUCACAAUAACAAGCUACAUGUAUGUGAUGAAAAGCUCAAGAAUAAAUGUAAUCAGCCACCCCCAAAACAAUAACAAUAUUUUCCUUUGAAAAUGUAUCAGGUUUUAAUGCUCUUGUUGAAAGGAAAUUACACCCUAAAAAAUUGGGACUUCAACGGAGCAUAGCACUGAAAUAUCCUCAUCAAAGUAGGAUGUAAAUUAAAAAAGUGAUUUUCUUAUAAAAUUACUGUUAAUUUCACGAUACUGGUCUACACACAAUCUGGACAGUAUGCAAAUGAGGAAAGUAAUGUCAUAUACUCAGCAUUUCAUUUGUAUUCUAAUCAAAUGCGAAUUAUUAAAUUUUUUCUCUUCAACAAUGUAAAAUAUCAUAACUUCUUUAGCAAUAUUUGAUGGCACUUUCAAUAUGCUAGUUUGAUUUUCAUUUCACAUGCUAUGCUUUUGUGUG
Lytechinus variegatus (green sea urchin) is the source of this 2291-nucleotide messenger RNA. RefSeq names its product solute carrier organic anion transporter family member 1B3-like. Bases 1 to 1767 code for a protein of 588 amino acids. The transcript has 10 exons. Gene Ontology annotation, biological process: transmembrane transport; sodium-independent organic anion transport. Gene Ontology annotation, cellular component: membrane. Gene Ontology annotation, molecular function: protein binding. NCBI's taxonomy places the organism in Eukaryota, Metazoa, Echinodermata, Echinoidea, Temnopleuroida, Toxopneustidae. The record is from RefSeq and is a predicted model, not a curated record.